AUCCCGAAGAGAUUGCUAUUGCAGCUCCUACACAAGAUGGGAGCUGGGGUGCUUUGAGUAGACAGAUGGCGCAGAUUCACUGUACAAUGCGCGGCCAAAAUCGGAUGCCGCCGCCGCGGGCGUAGCCUGAAACGCAAACUGGUUGCACCACGCUCGUUCGUCAUACUUUCGUGUUCAGCGCAGCGCCUCAAAGUCAUGAAGGGAGCCAACCAAUCGGGCGGCAGAGCUGCCCACCAGCACAGCUCGGCGCACCAGCGAGGUGCCGCGCACACUGGUGGCAGCCGCGGUGCGAAUCGCGGUGGCGGAUGCCAACGUGGAGGGCAUCAACCGCAUGGAGCAGGAAGAGGAGGCAGCUCCCAGAAACACAAAGGUGCAACGAGCGUCAGCCAUGGGGGCAGCAACAGUGCCAACAGUCACCAGAAGCAACAGAACAGACAGGAUCAAGCCCGCGGUGGGCACGCAAGAGGUGGCCGAGGCCGCUUUCAAAGAGGCCACUUUCACUGGAGAGGCCGAAACGGUGCCAAGGCAUAUCCGCCCAGUUCUGACAGAGAUAUUCAAGGAGGCGGGGUGCCUAGUGCCGGACAGAAUUUGCUUUCUUUUAAGCGAGCACUGCGCGGCAUGACGGCCGACGACGAAACUUCCGUGGUGUCUAAGUCCGACAGCUGCGCGUUCAGUGUUUCCGACUUCAGCGACGCAAUGAGCGAAUACGGCUUCGACGACGGCCAGUUCUGUGACGGUGAUGGCAGGGACUGCUCGGAAGAGCAGUACGUGGGCGAAGGCGACUACGCCUCAUCGAAGGUGGACGACGUCGAAGACCUCACGGAUGCCGUCUCGCCUGCCGGCAACGGGGCGCCCGGUCCGCCUGACAUCGGCACAACGCGGCCGCUUAUGGGUGUCCCAACAAUCUUAGCCUCGACGCCUUCGGUCGGUAUGAUUAGCGUCUUCUGGGACAUCGAGAACUGCGCAGUGCCCAAUGGAGUCCCUGCCUACGACAUCGUGCGUAAGGUGCGCCAAAUGUUCUAUAAGAAACACCGGGAAGCCGACUUUGUUGUCGCUUGUGACAUCGCCCGCAUGAAGCCCAACGUCGUGGGCGAGCUCAGUGAGGCUCACGUGACGGUGGUUCACGUGCCGGGAGAUCAGAAGAAUGCGGCCGACGAGAAGCUGCGCUCCGCGCUGCGGCGCUUCUCCGACGCUUACAAACUGACUGGCUCGAGGGUCGUGCUCAUAUCGGGCGACGUGGACUUCGCGGCUGAGAUACACGAAAUCCGAUACAGGGACCUCAUCCACGUCGUGUUGAUCCACAACGACCAGGCAAAGCGGUCGCUUACGGACACUGCCAACCAGAGUAUCCGUUACGCCGAAUUUGUUGCGGAUAUCAGGAAGUAUGAAAAACCGAAGGAAGCCAACGCGUCCGCACCAACUGGACAACACAAGCCAUUAGCCAAGAAAUCGCCUCUGGCGAGCGAAUAUAAUAGCGCCCAAGUCACCGCUGGCAUAUGCGAGGCCGGCAAAGCAUCUGCGCCUUCUAGACAAAAGAUGGCGGUCAAGAGGUUGCCAGAAGCGCCCCAGAAAGAUAGCGCCCAAGUUACAGCUAUCGGUUCUGAUGCAAAGUUGAGAAAAACUCCCGUUGCAGCCGAUGGUGGCCUCUCUAAUGACAAAAAAGUAACAAAGACAGAUAUCGUUGUACCGAAGGCUAUCCUCACCAAGGUAGGACUGGUUGUUCGUGAACAGCAUAGAAACUUACAGCACUGGAAGAGCGUCCUGUCCAAACUAAACAUUCCACAAGACUUCAGCCUCGAAAUCGGAACGGAUAAAGAUGUCAUUUGCCUCACUUACCCCAGCGCGGCCAAGGCCAAGAAAGCCGUAGGAACUCUAAACAAGCAAGUAACUGACGGAGGUGGUGUGGCUAAAUGCUUGGGAAUAAUAAGCGACAAGACUCCCAGAUGCGAGGCAGUGCGCACGCCGGAGGGGUCCCUCUUUUCGAAAAAAGUACAAGGCGCAACGGACUAUACCAAAACAUUAGUUAAAGGUUUCAGAGAAAGGAUCGCUUCCCUGAAAGGUAACGAUCAAGCUGCAAAAGAAGAACGUUUGGCACUGGAGAAGCUAGGCGAAUUGUGCGAGGCUCGGUUGAAAGAGUUCACCGCUAGCCUUAGUGAGCUCACAUCUUCGCAAGAGGCACAGUCUAUUGCGACGAGAGAAACGGCACGUCUUCACCGGGGCUCGCCCCUUUACAGCGUGAAAUCCAAGUUGUUCGAGGGCCUCGAGAAGCGCAAGAUCGUCUUCCUGGUGACUCCACCAGGGUUUGGAUCUUGCCUCGAAGUGCCUUCGUACCUGCGAGAUCUAGGCCUCCGCGUGCUCAGCAUCCAGCCCAGUGAACUCGCCGCCGAGCAGUGCACUAAGCAUGCGGCAAACAUGAGCGAGCCGGGAGCGGUGCAGUGCUGGCGCUUUGCCGGACAGCAGGUGAGCCCGCAGUCCGCGGUUGUCUUCACCACUGCGCGUCGGUUCUUUCACGAGUUCAUGCGCUGUGGAACAGCGUUAGCGGGCUUCCAGGCGAUCGUCAUUGAUGCUCUACACGAAGACAGCGCUUACCAGCGCGUCUGCCUGACAGUGCUGCGCAUGCACUUUUUGUCUCACGUUCGCCUCGUGCUGUGUGGCAGCGACAGCGACGCCUGCGCGUCUGUUCAGCAGGCGUUCUGCCUGGGUGACCAGGACAUACUGAAAUCAUUUGUCCAGUGCCCCGUGGACGUCGUUUGGAAAGAACGACCAGCGAAUAUGAAUGUUGUCGCCGCAAGUGUCGCCGCCACGCUCGAGUUCUGUCAGAAAUGCAGAUUCGGAGGCGACAUCAUUGUCUUCUUGCCCUCUCUGGCAGACGCGUUCCAUGCAGACGCGCUGCUGGAAUAUCGAAAGGCUGCAGAACAGCUCGUGGGAACAUUUCGUCACGAGGUUUUGUUUCCUGGAGAUACGUACCUGUCAACCAUCGGUUCGCCAUCCAUCGGGUGCUGGAGGAUUGUGUUCGCUGUGGAAUACGCUGACGCCAUCGCUAGAAAGCUUCAAGUGCGGUGCGUCAUAGACAGUGGUCUAGCACGCAAUGUCGUUUAUCGCAAUGGUGUUUUAGUUGCCGAGCUUGCGUACAUAUCCGAAGCAGAAGCCGAAGAACGGAAGGCCUUGGUCGGAAAUCGGCUGCAUGGAACAUGCUAUCGUCUCUACAACAGAGAUGUGUUCGCUUCUUCGCUGUCUGUCGACGAAAAGAACUCGCGGUUCAUUGAAGACAUCGUUCUUCGCCUUUCAGCACGACAAACCAGCAACACUGUCACAUAUCUUGAAAAAAUCCCGAAAGGCUCCGUGAAGAACGCGAAGAAAGCACUUGUAGAAAUCGGGGCGACGGACUCAAAAGGAUGCCUUACAGAUUUGGGUGCAAAGCUUUGCGAAACCAGCCUGGAACCCAGACUUGGGAAAUUGAUACUAGGAUCGCUUGACAAAGCUUCUUCUCUGAACGCUGUGCUGGUCUGCGCUCUAGCUUACGAGGACCUGCUCGCCGUUUACAAACCACUGAACAAAGACGGCACAAGACGAGAAGCUCAGCGCGCCGAAGGAGACUGCGUCUUCUCCCGAAUCAUUGACGUCUACAAGAAUUGGCUCGCUGUGCCCAAGAAAAUGAAGAGCACGUGGUGCGAGGUGAACGGUGUUAACGAGACCUUCAUUAGCCACAUUCACAGCACCGCUCUAGCGAUUCAAUCUGAGUUCGAGAUCUUCACGGGCAAGACCUUGAACACGGAUUCAGAAAAACAAGCAAAGAACUUAACAGUCACAAUGGCCGAACUGCUCGCCGGAUCUUUUCCGCAAGGCUUGCUCCAGGCCUCAGAACGGGGCUUCAGCAGCACUACACUCGGGAACAAGCUCCAUGUAUCACCGCUCUCGCUUCUUGGAACCCGGCCUACGCAAGUCAAAAGCGUCGUCUGCUGCCUGUUCUCUCUGAUUCCCGGCGCAAGAAAGCUGCAGCUCCUUAACUUUUCUUCGAUUCCGGAUAGGAAUGACAUUUCCCAGGCUGAACCCGUCCUAUCACUGUCACGUGCGAAGCUCCCACACAUUCAAGAAAGGUUCGGCCCUGUUGGGAAUCUCAUCUGGAACCAACAGUUCAACACGCAGCGUGCGCUUCAGUCAAUUCAAGAAAAGCUGCGGAACGAUGGUCAUAGCAAGGAAGGGUCGCUAGAACUGGAUGCAACAGCUCAGUGUAUCGUCGUUAGAGGUCCCAAGCAAUACUGUAUCGAGGCUCGUCAGUACCUUCAGAGCAUUGUCACGGAUCAGGUGGCAAAGCUUGCCAGAAAGGACAGAGAGGCUCUCCUCACGCCACCCGACUCGCCUUACAGUACAUAUCCUGUUCUGGCGGUCAUCGGCGUUGGAGGUCUACUGAAUGAAAUCCUGUCUCCCACAAACUUCCGUACCCUCGUAGUCGGCGACGUUAAGAUCCCGCUUCCUGAUUUCAGAAAGCGUGUCAACGAACUCGGAAAUAUCGUCCAGUACUGGUUCCUCAAAAAGGAUAACGCCUUCCAGAUCACGUACAAGACGUCGAUGGAAGCCGACGACGCUUACGACUCCCUUUCUAAGCAGGACGGCGUCGUAGCAGUUUCAGUUAAGGGUCAGGCUCUAGUGUACCGCGAAGUGCAGAAGCACCGAAGACCGGCGUUUCACGCCCAGGUAUCGCUGCCCCGACGUCGAUGCACGGGCAUCGCCUUUGCCGAGCUGCCGGACCAGGCCUCUUGGGACCGAAUCGCGGGAUCACUGCCGCUACACUUACAGCUUGACGGCACCGCAAUAACUUGCGAGCGGAACAAGAAUAUACCUGGUCAGCUGUGUCUGAAGGGCUUUUCACCGACGGUUGGCCAGGCGGCCGUGGAAAAGCUCCUUCGCUCCUCAUUGCCAGUAAGUCUGAAGAGCGUUCGCCUCAUCCACGAACCCUCUUUUGAGACAACCUCGAUGGAGCUCCAAGCGCUGGAAGAAGCUGUGCACGGAAUUUUCGAAAAGGAGGCUGGCCCCGGCACAACGAGGCUCAACCUCAAGAAACCGAAGAAUACUGACUAUGCUUUCAAAGGCUGGAUUUCCUUCGAAGACGUUGUCUUGGGGCAACGCGCGUGCGCUCUUCUCAAAGGGGCGCCAAUUUCAAUUCACGUCUCGCAGGAUGGUCGCCCUGCGACCACACUGCCACUGACCGUUCACUCCUUAGUCCAAGAAACCUUCUUCUUUCCCCGUUUUUUCUUCGCGGCCAUCCAAGGACGGGUCGAAGCCGAGCUCCGCCGCCAAGAAGGCCUGCGCCCCGAGGACAACCUCAAGUGUGAUGCGACGCCCUGCGGGCCAGCGGUAGUUUGUGUCAGUCUGCGUGCCAACAACCUGAACGAUUUUCAGAAAGUCGUGCACCUCUUCAAUAGGCUGAUGAGCACAGAGGCAGAAUCCUUCGAAGAAUCGGUGCGGCCGGAAGAAAUAGUAGAUGCCGUCAAGGCCGUCGCACCAGGGGGUGGCGUCUACAUGUUCCGAAAACGCGGUGAAACUCGCCUGGUCGGUGAUGAAGAACUCGUCGCCGCGACAGCGGAGGUGCUAAGGAAGUGCACCAAAGCACAGGGCAAGCACAAGAGGAAGAAAUUGGUCCUCGUCGGUGAAGAUUUCAGUGUGCUGAGAUCCUUUGUGGGCAAGUUCGGCCAUGACCCCUGGGAGCUGGUGAAGGAAUGCAAACUGGACGCGGCACAGUUUGACGCAAACUUCGAGGCAGUUGAUGUCGUCGGAAUGGACGAAGCCAUAGGAAGAGCUGAACAGCUGGUGCGCGAGCUGCAGAGACGCCUUGUGGAAGCCGACUCAGUGUCCACUUCCCACUCUGAACGCUGUCCAAUUUGCCGUGAGCCAUCGUGUCGCCCCCAAGGGGAUGAGGCUUCAGUGGAUGGACACCGUCUCGAGCUGUGUGGGCACUGGCACUGCGGGUCGUGUCUGCUGUUGGCCUUCAAACGAGCUCCCCUGCCCCUAGCAUGCUUUGAGGAGGACUGCGCAUCACCCUGGGCCAUGGCUGAUAUCGUACACGUGGCGGAGAACGACCACGGACUACUGAGCGACCUCGCCCGUAGGUCGUUCGAGUCCUCUGUCGCAGCAGACGCGAUUGGUCGGUGGUACCCCUGCCCCACACCCGAGUGCCAGUUUGCCCUGGACACCUACAGGGACACCAAGGCACAAGGCGUGCAUGUGUUAGGUGACGUGCAUGUCUGCCCUGGAUGCACCAAUGCCGUCUGUUUCCGGUGCCGCUCUCUGUACCACUACGGCAUGUCGUGCACAGCCUUCAGAGCCUCCAUGUUGCCCAAGAGUGACGCUUCCGACAAGCAGCCAUGGCUGGACAAGGACCCCGGCAAGCACCUGGCAUGCCCCUCCUGCAAGACCUGCCUGGAACGCCACAGCGCUAGCAAGGUGGACGCCUGCUGGGCAUGCCGGCGCCUGUUCUGCUGGCACUGUCACCAGAGCUUCGAGGACGACGCAGCAGCCGCCAGGGGUCACCGUACGCAAAGUUGCAUUGCAGCACGCCGAUAGCGCGUUGGCGUGGCCAUCACAGAUCUCGGCAUGCGUGGUCAACAUGCCAAGACUGCUGCGAUAAUGUUAUUCCCGACGCACAGAUGUCUCGCUCGUGCUGGACAAACAGCAUCAAAGCAGAUGAGCACUCAGUAAGGUACAGUCGCCAUCUGCUUUGAUGCUGUUUGUCCAAGAUGAAUGUUCACCAACUAUUAUCCCAAGUUUUAUGCUACUACAGAAAAGCCUCAAGGAUGCAUUGAUGCCACAAGACUGCUGGGGAUUCGAUGUUUCAUCACUCAUGUUGUGCCAGACAACACAGCUUAAUUGUGAACAGCUCCGACUUUCCCUGGAAGUGGGCUUGUGCAGAUCUAGUGAAAAGCUGUCGCCAGCCUAUGUACCAGCGCUCGUACUGGGGCAUCUAUACCAUAAGGUGCCUACGUGCUAAAAAGGUGUUCCUGCCUCUCUUACAACUUUCCACAUUCUCUUUUGCGGUGGGCAGCUGGUCCGUGAAAAAGACCAAAAUUAGUGACUACAGCCGGGUUCUAACCUUUGUAUGGAAAGCUAAGCAAUGCCAGACAGUGUGUGCUUCGAAGCAAGAAGCAUAAGAGAGAAUGGUGGUAUCCCUAAAUUCUUUAAAUAUUUAUGGAACUCCAGGAGAGAGUGAGACCUAUUGACCCAGAAAAGGAAAGUCUGCUGAUGGCACCGUACCUGUCUAGCGUGCGGCUGACACCUGAACAUCGCUCAGCAAUGUGGGGAAAGGAGAAAAAAAUAAGGAAAGGUGACAGAGGUAGGAAGGAAUGGAGUGAAUCUAAAGGCACAAGCUACUCUGGAUACACUAAACACACUCAAGGCCCAAAUCCCGCUACCUCGAGGACUUUAGGCAAGCUAUCAAGUUGGCCAGGCACAAAGCUAUAAUGUGCCUUAUCUCGUACUCGGGCAGAUUUACGCGGCCAGAGGAGGCAUUCCACGCUUUUGAUGGAAAUGCCCAAUGUACGGUGCGCAUAAAACAUAAAUUUGGUCUGUUAACACAGUAGCGAUCUGAAAACUACCACGGUGGUUUCGACAGAAUGCUGCGAGAUUGGUUCUUUUCAAAGAAAGCGAGAGCCCCCAUAUCGGACGCAUCACUAAACAGUUCCCUUCUACCAAAGAUUACGCGUUAUGACACCUCAGGUGCGGACAGAAACAGACAGCAAAGUUAACCGCAGCGUCCCUGCAAAAAUUCACGAGCGUCUUUCAUUGUGCUAACCUCUCACGAGCAAAAGCAAGACACUGCCUUCCUUGUCGUAAGUGAAUUUGCUUAUAGUUAACAGGUGUCACUGUAUCAAAAGGCCCAGUAACUCCCGGUUGCACCUAUACCAAUUGAAGGUUGCACAUUUCACCGCAGCUGGUUUGCCGACCAGUUCUGUUGUUUUCUUAUUGCUGGCUCAUAUGCUGCCAUGCAUGCGUGAAUUCUGAAUUAAUGUGCAGGAUAUCGCAUGCUGUGUGACGGGGCCACCAUAAGGUGAUACUACGUGCUGUGCGGUUGCUAUGUCAUGACUGGAAUAACACAGUUUUACAUUGCAGCGUGCACUGCUAUUACAUGCAACAUUGGAAGGGCGAGCGAUCGCGUGGGUGCCUUUCAGCAGGGCUUUCAGAGUGUCAGCACUUUCAUAAUGGUGAUAGCACUGCACAAAGUGCAUUCUAAUGCAAUGCGGGGUGCUUUGUUGUCGAGCCGAUUGUAAGCAGCCGUUAAAGUGAGAAUCAGUCCACAUACUGUGGCGGUGAAGAAAGACUUACAUGCCAAUUGUAUGCACUAUCUUUAGUUUUGGUCAAUCUAAUGCACUAAGUUGCGAGGCGCAACGAGGUUAACAAAGGUUUGUGCCUAAAUUUCGCCAUGCAUCCCAAUCUGACAACGGUACCGGACAUUUUUUUGUUUUUAAUUUUUUUGUGUUCUUAUUUUGAUGUAGUGCCUGUGUAUCACUGUUUCAAUAUGCUGUGUUAUUGUGUCACCGUGUACCAAAUUGUUUUAAAAAAUAUCACAAAUACAACCAUUUGACAACCCCCCCCUGCAAUGCUCUCUAAGCAGAUGCGGGAUUUCAUAAUAAACUUGUAAUACAUAAAUUGAAAUAAUUUUUUUUUCGCAUUAAAACACACUGAAAAUUUCGACAGCCCUGUUGUGUCGCUGUGCCUCAAUUGUGGCGAGCGACAUGGCAGUAUGUCGAGAUGCGAGACUGCAGUUUAUAAAUGUUGUCCAAAUAAAAAUCGUACGUCAAAGACCUGUCUUCGUGGUGCUUGCCCAAGAAAUGAACGACCACAAGUGUUAGUCUCUUUUUGCCAUUACUGGAGCUUUUCACAUUAAAACACACUGAAAAUUUCGACAGCCCUGUUGUGUCGCUGUGCCUCAAUUGUGGCGAGCGACAUGGCAGUAUGUCGAGAUGCGAGAUUGCAGUUUAUAAAUGUUGUCCAAAUAAAAAUCGCACGUCAAAGACCUGUCUUCGUGGUGCUUGCCCAAGAAAUGAACGACCAGAAGUGUUAGUCUCUUUUUACCAUUACUGGAGCUCCUCUAGUUUGUAGAAUGGCAAGCAAAGUAUGAAAGUGCUUUGUCUCUUAAAUACUGUUACGACGAGGCAAAGGAGAGAACAGCGACAGUCCUGAAGACGACGAAAAGUUAAAUCCGGCCUAACGAGACCUCUCGUGUGCAUCAUGCAAAACAGGAAUCAGAUUGGAGCUCAGAUUGCGGCUCACAAGAAAUGGACAUAGAGAUCGACUCCCAUGCUCUUAAGCACCGCGGAUCUCCUGUCGCGCAGGGAUCUACAAUGACACAUAACAUGAAGACUAAAAAGUGCCAGGAGGAGAAUACUUUAAAAAAUAUUUUUUGAAGGGUAGCAUCCUCCAUAAGGCAGUUUCUGCUGCCGGUCUUAGCACAACAUAGGUAUCAUAAAUGUAUUACAGUGGAACUGUCGUUCCAUUUAUUUCGCUGCUAUUGACCUUUAUCUCUGUAGCCAACACUCACCUCAUAUCAUUGCGAUCCAAGAUACAUGGUUACCAGAAGAAAAGGCAUUUCGUACAAAAAAUUACCGUACAUUUCGCUUAGACCAUCCCUCUCGCAGUGGCAGCUUACCUAUCUUUUAUCUCCUCAAAAAUUGUGCACCAGCUUAAAAGGCUUAGAAAGCGAAAUUCUAGCUAUAGAGAUUUCUAUCCCAGGCUUCAUCCCACUCGUUUUAGUUAAUGUGUAUUUCCCCGGAGGUAUUCUGAAUACUAGUGUCCUAGAUACAGUAAUUACAUUCUGCAGAAAUCAUUUUUGCCUGAGACUAUAACUUUCAUCAUACAUUGUCGGGGCAGAAGACUGAUUUGAGAGGUAAACAUUUGUGGGAUUAGGCUGCUAACAAAAAUUUAUCAUGCAUUAACACACAAACAUAGACAUUUAUUAGUAGUAAGUUACUGUCCACAAUAGAUCUCACUUUCGCUAGUACUAAUUUGUGUAUCUCCACUUGGUCUGCUAUAAACUUGGGCACAAUCAGUGACCAUUUUCAUAUUCUUUUUGAGCUUGUAUGCCCAUUUACUCAGGUGUUACCAUGCAUUCAAAUAAUUUUGUUAAUUUCAGCACAUUCAAAAAGGCCUUACAAAUGGCUUUAUCGAACCAGCAAUUGGAUAAUAAA
This is a messenger RNA of Dermacentor albipictus, 10178 nucleotides long. RefSeq lists its product as uncharacterized. Gene Ontology annotation, cellular component: intracellular anatomical structure. Gene Ontology annotation, molecular function: helicase activity; RNA binding; RNA nuclease activity. Lineage: Eukaryota; Metazoa; Arthropoda; Arachnida; Ixodida; Ixodidae. The record is from RefSeq and is a predicted model, not a curated record.